Molecule: messenger RNA, 2706 nt
Organism: Lachancea sp. 'fantastica'
Lineage: Eukaryota; Fungi; Ascomycota; Saccharomycetes; Saccharomycetales; Saccharomycetaceae
Source: the annotation of a GenBank genome assembly
AUGUCGAAUGAUACUGAAAGUGGCCAGCCGAAGGCUCUUGGAACAAGGCAAGUGACAACAUCGAUAGUGGUCAAUGGUGCAAUCUUUUGUGCGUUUGUGAGUGUUUUCCUAGUGCAGCGGCUGAAGCUGAAAAGAAUUUACGAACCCAAAUCGUCCUUCCAUUUGAUCAACGACGAGAAAAAACCAGAACCGCUGCCUCGAGGGCUAUGGCAGUGGUUUCUUCCCCUGCUCAAAAAAUCGGAUAACUUCAUCAUCCAGCAAGCUGGUUUGGACGGAUACUUCUUCAUAAGGUAUCUUUUCAUCAUGGGCAGUUUCCUUACGUUCUCAUGCCUUUACAUUCUACCCAUCUUGCUGCCAAUCAAUGCCACCAACGGGGUGGCUAAGACAGGAUUAGAAGCUUUGGCGUAUAGCAACGUCGACAAAAAGGCUCGUUAUUACGCCCAUGUCUUCGUUGGCUGGAUUUUCUACUGGAGUUUCAUGUAUGUGGUUUAUCGAGAACUUGUUUACUACACAUCCUUGCGACAAGUGGUGAUGGCGUCUCCACGGUACGCUAAAAAGCUUUCCUCGCGUACUGUUCUGUUCCAAACCGUACCUGACCAAUUUCUAAGCGAGGUGGAGUUUACAAAACUUUUUCAGGGUGUCAAACGUGUGUGGAUCGCCCGGGCAGCCAAGAAGCUUGGCGAAAAGGUCGCGGAACGUGAGAAAAUGGCCUUGAAACUCGAGGCAGCAGAAUGCGCGCUUUUGACUCAAGCGGUCAAGACAGUGGCUAAAAUGAAGAAAAAGGACCCCUCUUUUGUGCCCACCAACAACAUAUCAGACUAUGUUCCCACGAAAAAAAGACCACAGCACCGCCUGAAGUUUCUGAUUGGAAAAAAGGUAGACACGAUAGACUAUAUCACCGAGGAACUGCCUAAGCUCAAUGAUGAGGUGGAGCAGCUGCAAAAAAAUCGGCUGGACGAACGUCCUUUCAAUUCCGUCUUUGUCGAAUUCGACACGCAGUAUGCUGCUCAGAUCGCUACGCAAGCUAUCAUUCACCAUGAACCCCUUGCAAUGGUUCCAGCUCAUAUUGGAAUUGCCCCAAAGGACGUUAUUUGGUCUAACCUAAGAAUGUUUUGGUUUGAGAGGGCGCUUAGAAAGUAUGGUGCAUUAGUCUCCAUUGUGGCAUUAGUGCUCCUCUGGACUUUCCCAGUAGCAUUCGUUGGUAUGAUCUCGCAAGUGACAUACCUCACAAAAAAGCUUCCGUGGUUGAGGUUUAUCAAUAAUCUGCCUGAAAAGCUGCGCGGUAUUUUAACCUCUCUGGCACCUACAGUGGGGCUUGCUAUUUUGAUGAUGCUGUUGCCCAUAUUCAUAAGAAAAAUGGCAUGGGUAGCGGGAAGUCCUUCUGUACAGGCAGUCGAAUACUUCACGCAACAAUCGUACUUCGCUUUCCAGGUUGUUCAAACGUUCCUUGUCACGACGAUCGCUUCUUCAGCUACUGUCGUGAUCCCAGCAAUCAUCUCGAAGCCAACUUCUGCUAUGAAUCUCUUGGCCCAGAACCUACCCAAGGCUUCCAACUUUUUCAUUUCCUACAUUCUUCUGCAGGGUUUUUCGAUUUCAUCUGGUGCGCUGCUGCAACUAGUCACUUUAAUUUUGUUCUAUGUCAUGAGUUUCUUGUUGGAUAAGACGCCAAGGAAGAAAUGGAGCAGGUUUGUUAAUCUAGGCUCGAUGGCCUGGGGCACAGCGUUCCCCGUUUACAAUGUUCUGGCGGUCAUAAUCUUUUCUUAUGCGAUUAUUGCACCCAUCAUUCUGUUAUUCGGAGCUGUAUCUUUCUACCUCUUAUACGUGGCGUACCUUUACAAUCUGACAUAUGUGUUCAAGGAAGCGCCAGACAACAGAGGCAACCACUAUCCUAGAGCACUUUACCAGACCUUUGUGGGUCUUUACAUCGGUCAAAUAUGCCUGUUGGGGCUCUUCAUCGUGGGCAAAGGCUGGGGACCUAUCGUUCUACAGGCCGUCGGUUUGGGUGUGACUACGUUUAUCCACCUCAACUUCAACUCAUCUUUUGAUAGAUUGAUGCGGUACGUUCCAGUUGAUGCCAUGAAACCGCUCGACGGGAUUUCCGACACCCCAUCGUUCAAUAACGAGGUGGGACGUAAAUUGAAGAGCCUGGGUGGCAUUCAGGAACUUCCUCAUUUCCCUAUCAAGAAGUACCAGCCUCGUCAUUCGCCAGCUGUGGACCAAAAGACGACCAGCGUUAGAAGUGAAAACACAUACGAGAUUGAUGGCACCGCAGCGCAAGAAGGUGAAAAUAAUGUGGUGAUGGUGCCUUUGCUAGCGGACGGAGAAGAAGUCAACGUACCACCAGCACCAUUCUGGAAACGUUACUUUCAGCCUCAUGUUUACUUGUCUUACAAGGCAGUUAAGAGCGUCCUGCCGGAAAUCUACAGUCUUCCUGAUCCUAAUGAAGAGUUUCCACCUAAUAAUGUCAGACACGCAUACGAUUAUCCGGCAGUCAGCGCUGAGUGUCCACGUUUGUGGAUUCCUAGUGAUCCUUAUGGGUUUUCCACUGUCGAAGUUUCUAAGCUGGUGCCUAUUGUCGACAUCAGCGACUCUAAUGCCACGAUCAACGAAAAAGGCAAAACAUUCUGGGAGACUGGUCCGCCAUCAACGGAAAAACCUGACGAUUAUAAGAAGAAUCCUUUCAAUGAGGAAGAUGAGGAUUUUUGA